Messenger RNA from Trypanosoma conorhini, 472 nucleotides. RefSeq lists its product as uncharacterized. The record is from RefSeq and is a predicted model, not a curated record. The transcript has a single exon. Lineage: Eukaryota; Euglenozoa; Kinetoplastea; Trypanosomatida; Trypanosomatidae. The annotation marks the transcript as partial.
GGCCCGCUGGGCGGGGAAGCGGAUCCAUUCGGUGGAGCCCAGCGGGUGUCUGUUUGGCGAUGUCCGAGGCGAACCGCGGCCUCCCUGGAGGGGCUGGCGGCUCCGUGUGCAGGAGGCCCUGCUCAGGUGCAGCCGACAUGCGUCAGCGUGUGGCGCCAUAGCACUGCCAGUAGCGACGUGUAGCGGCGGCGCGCUGCACGCACGGAGGCGCGUGGGGCAGCCACGCUGCCCGCGCGGCGGAAGAACCUAUGCGACGAAACCACAACAAAAAAAAACAACGACACACACGAGGGCCAGCGGCGUCUGGAAGGGCCACCGCGGCUGGUCGUUCACCCCGCGCUCCCACGCCGUCACCGUUGACGCUUUGCUCGAGAUCCGCGUUGGCGCCGAGGGCGCGUCAAUGUCGGGGCGCGGCCCUGAUGCCCCGCCCACGCCUAAGAGGACGAAGGGCAAGAACGAGAAGAGACGGUAG